Molecule: messenger RNA, 1645 nt
Organism: Cynara cardunculus var. scolymus (artichoke)
Lineage: Eukaryota; Viridiplantae; Streptophyta; Magnoliopsida; Asterales; Asteraceae
Product: KRR1 small subunit processome component
Exons: 13
Coding region: 272-1423 (383 amino acids)
Cellular component (GO): small-subunit processome; nucleolus
Molecular function (GO): RNA binding
Source: RefSeq, a predicted model, not a curated record
UUUUAUCAUUUAUUUCUGAAUUCUGAACUGACCUAACCUUUCGCUCUCCACGCUCUCGACCUCGUGUACUGUCUCUGGCUCUCGGCUUCGUUCCUGAGUCGUCUUCCUACUCUCUCGGUCUCUGGCUCUUGCUGACCCGCUCUCUGCCCUCUGCUGGCUCUCACUCGAUUGCUGACUUGCUUUAGACCUGUGUAGCAAGAAGGGGUGUUACAUAAUCUUGUAUUCAGAUCUCUAGAGUUUGUUUUGCCAUUUAAUAUCAGACCUGAAAAGUAUGGAUGCCGGAGAAGUAACAGACAACAACCCUGAUGAGAGAAAGAGACACAAGGGGAAGCAUGACAAGCCAAAGCCAUGGGACGAUGAGACCAUUGACCAUUGGAAGAUUGAAAAGUUUGACCCUUCUUGGAAUGAAGGGGGUUUGCUUGAAAUGAGCUCUUUCUCCACUCUCUUCCCUCAAUAUAGAGAGAAGUAUUUGCAAGAAGCUUGGCCUAUUGUUAAAGGUGCACUAAAAGAACAUGGGAUUUCAUGUGAGCUGGAUUUGGUUAAAGGAUCAAUGACUGUUUCUACAACGAGAAAGACAAAGGAUCCAUAUAUUAUAGUGAAAUCUCGGGAUUUGAUUAAGCUUUUGUCAAGAAGUGUCCCUGCACCUCAGGCAAUUAAGAUUCUAAAUGAUGAAAUGCAGUGUGAUAUCAUCAAGAUUGGUGGUUUGGUUCGAAAUAAGGAAAAAUUUGUCAAACGAAGGCAGCGGCUGGUGGGACCCAAUUCGUCCACUCUAAAGGCACUGGAGAUUUUGACUGGCUGCUAUAUUCUUGUUCAGGGAAACUCAGUAGCUUCCAUGGGUUCAUUUAAAGGCUUGAAACAAGUAAGGAGGAUAGUAGAAGAAUGCAUGUUGAAUAAAAUGCAUCCCUUAUAUAAUAUCAAAGUGCUCAUGAUGAGGAGAGAUCUUGCAAGUAACCCAGAACUUGCAAAUGAGAACUGGGAUAGGUUUCUUCCCAAAUUCAAAAAGAAAAAUGUCAAACAAAAGAAAGUUAAGAGCAAAGAGAAGAAAGAAUAUACUCCUUUCCCUCCUCCGCCACAACCAAGCAAGAUCGACAUGCAACUAGACAGUGGUGAAUACUUUUUAAGUGAUAAAAAGAAGUCUGCAAAGAAAUGGCAAGAAAGGCAGGAAAAACAGGCGGAAAAAACAGCUGAAAACAAGAGGAAGAGGGAAGAAGCGUUUAAGCCACCAGAGGAAGCACCAGUGCAAGAGAAGGGUAAAAACGAUAAGGAUGAUAUUGUUGCAAUGGCUACAUCCCUGAAGAACAAGGCAAAGGAGUUUGGGAAUAGAAAAUCUGGUGAUAAGAUUGAUGCUGAAAUGUAUAUUGCAACAUCAUCAUCAUCAGGUCAGCCAUCAAAUAAGAAGUUGAAAACCAAGAGCAAGAAGUGAUUGCUUCUUUUGAUCUUCAACUUUAAACAUUUUGAGGCAUUCAUGUGAGAGAAGAGAUCCAAUGUGUUACUGGAAAAAGAAAAAGAAAAUGAGGAAUGGAUAUUGGUGGAAUGAUUUUGGCACUCUGUUACUAUCUGGAAACAGUUAAAAAUCCAUCUUAUGUGAACAUUUUAAACUUCUUAAAUGGCCAAUUGCCGUAUUGGAUGUUACUUGAGCACAAAA